Messenger RNA from Fundulus heteroclitus (mummichog), 2688 nucleotides. Its product is annotated as urotensin-2 receptor. The record is from RefSeq and is a predicted model, not a curated record. Lineage: Eukaryota; Metazoa; Chordata; Actinopteri; Cyprinodontiformes; Fundulidae. The transcript has 2 exons. Bases 1077 to 2174 code for a protein of 365 amino acids. Gene Ontology annotation, molecular function: urotensin II receptor activity. Gene Ontology annotation, biological process: blood vessel diameter maintenance; neuropeptide signaling pathway; regulation of blood pressure. Gene Ontology annotation, cellular component: membrane.
AAAAUGCUGUACAUCUGAAGUGGUAAAGGUGUAGAACUUUAAGCAUCAGAGAUUAAAUAAAUAAUAAUAUAUAAGAUAUAUAAAUAAUUCAUAAGUGGCUGCUUGGUCCCUUAUUAAUAAACAUUCCACAGAAAGAUUAAACCUGAGGUUACUUCUGUUAAUGAGCUUAGCCCUGAAGCAAGAGGGUUAAAAACAGAAACCGUUUAACUUGAGUUACCCCACUUCCUCCUCAUGUAACGUUUUAUUGACAUUUCAAACUCUUUUUGCGGAACUACAUGUCAGUCACAGAGCAAAUUACUGUGGUACCUUUGAGAGGAAAAGGGAGGAAAAAGGAGGUUGGAUCUUUGAUCCAAAGUGAGCAUUCUUACGCUGUGGCACUGUAGGAGGUUAAUUGUCUGUGCAGCUUCAACUUCUUUGACUGCAAGAAAAUGGCACAUUCACAUUAACAGGGAGAUCUUUUUAAAAGUGGAUCCUUAUGCUAAGCGGCAGGUUUGGUACGAACAGUUUGGCUUUGGAGCCCAGGUUGGAUCUUUGCUUUGGAGGAGCGAAGAACUGGCUCAGAAGCUGAUUCCAAAUGCACGCCACACUUUUCAGAUGUUUACAGGCGGGGCUCUCCCGUGGUUUGUGUUCAUGUGGGAAUCAGUGCAACUGUGCGUAAAACCUGCUUGCUUAGUUUUUUGUCGCUAUUUAUUCGUUUUGGUGUGUUUUUAUUUAUUCUAUUUUUAUUUAUUUAUUGGGGGGGGGUCUUUUUUUAAGAUGUUCAGUUCUGCUGCGCACUUUCUACUAACUGAAGUUUGAAUGUCACGCCGGUCUUUGCGUAAAGCCAGAACUAUCCAUAAUAAAUUCUAGCGGAUGAUAAAUCUUUGCUCCUUCACCUGGAAAAUGACAAUAUGUAAGUCUAUACAUUGCCUGCAUGAUAUAAGGGGUGUCGGAGUUACGGGGGUGACGUCAGGAGCGGAGAGCAGCUGGCUGUGAGCUCAGAGCAGGACAAGCAGCAGAAACACCAGCCGUGCAAAGGUGCGCGCUUUUACCCAAACUCCUUGAGCAGCGAGAAGAGCGGACGGGGGCCGAGCGGGAUGAACAACAGGUCUCUGACUCCGCGGCUCGGCGGAGCUGGAGCUGGAGCUGGAGGCGGCGGCUCGCUUGGAGCUGUGGACCACGAACUCGUCAUCACCUCCACUUUCGGGACGCUCCUGUCCGUGGUCUACAUAAUCGGGGUGUCCGGGAACGUGUACACGCUGGUGGUGAUGUGCCACUCCAUCCGCUUCGCCACCUCCAUGUACAUCUCCAUCAUCAACCUGGCCCUGGCGGACCUUCUGUACCUCUCCACCAUACCCUUCGUGGUGUCCACAUACUUCCUGAAGGACUGGUACUUCGGGGACGUUGGCUGCCGCAUCCUGCUCAGCCUGGACCUCCUCACCAUGCACGCCAGCAUCUUCACCCUCACCGUCAUGUGCACGGAGCGCUACCUGGCCGUCACGCAGCCGCUGGACACGGUGCGGCGCUCCAAGAGCUACCGCAAGGCUCUGGCGUGGGGCGUGUGGCUGCUGUCCCUGGUCCUCACGCUGCCCAUGAUGAUCAUGGUGGCCCAGACGACCAAGAAGACGCCGGACGGGGGCGUGAAGAGGAUGUGCGCACCCACGUGGGCGCCUCUGGCUUAUAAGGUGUAUGUGACGGUCCUGUUCGGGACCAGCAUCAUGGCCCCGGGGCUCAUCAUCGGUUACCUGUACGUGCGCCUGGCCCGCACCUAUCUGGAAUCCCAGCGCAACGCGGUGAUCAGCAAAGGCGGGAAGCGCUCCCCGAAGCAGAAGGUGCUCAUCAUGAUCUUCACCAUCGUGCUGGUGUUCUGGGCGUGCUUCCUGCCCUUUUGGAUCUGGCAGCUGCUGCCCCUGUACCACACCAAGCCGCUGAGCUUGGCCUCGCAAACGCACACCUGCAUCAACUACCUUGUGGCGAGUCUCACCUACAGCAACAGCUGCAUCAACCCCUUCCUCUAUACGCUGCUCACCAAGAACUACAGGGAGUACCUGAAGAACAGGCACAAGAGCUUCUACAAAUACACGUCGUCGUUCAAGCAUCGGCCGCCCAGUCUGCACUCCUGGGGCAAGUCGGGGUCCUCCAGCAACCAGUACGAGUUCAACUCUGAGACGCUGGUCAUGGGGACGCUCAGGUGACUUCUCGAGUAGAGGAAAAAUACUCCCGGGAGAAAAAAAUGUCACAGGGCUCGCCCCAGCGCAUUGGGCGGCGCCGUCCUAAAUCAUCCGUGGACGCCUCUCAGGGUAGGGCGGGGUCAGAGAUGGCGUGACUGGGGUCACACGUGAAGGAGACGGUGAUGGCGUAGCGCGUCCCCCAUGUUACCUUCUCCACCCGGUGAAGGUUCUCUGAUCCGGAGGAGAAGAAAGAGACUCGCCCUGGACAGGAAACAGAUUUUUUUAUUUAACUCCUUAGAAGAACAUGAAUGUACAAAAGACAUCAAGGAGCAGCCUCAUUUUGUCAGGAAACAUUUGCCUUAAGGCUUUCAUAACACAUUUGGUGUUGGGACGUUUGGCACAAAGCUAUGAACAUCGUGGACUGAUGUUUACCACAUAUAAGUCAAGCGGUAGGUGAACUGUAAAAGACAGAUGCUAAAGCAGGUUCAAAAUAGUUUAUCUAGCAAAACAUGUUUGACAUAUUUAUUACAGAAAUUGU